UCGUGUUUCUGACUCUAACUCGUCCAAGGAAACUCCAUCUUUGAUUAGAUAAGGUGCGGAGUUAGGCUUGAGAUGGGAAGACUCGGCUCCUCAAGCCAAGCACCUCAAACUCAAAGUCAUUACUGUUGACCAUAAAUUAUUCAAUUAUUCAAGACACAGCCACGUUGAAUUGGAAAUUAUAGUCAGAUACCAGAAGGCCGAGAAAUAGCAGAGGUGUUUCGUGUUGCUUCCUUUCUAGUCCUGCUUCUCCCUCCCGGCUCCCAUGGCCUCGACUUGGCAAAUUCUUGCUUUUGCUCCCACUCUUCCAUGACGACUCCCACCACUCAUCCCGUUUCCCAACCCCCUCAGAUGCCUUUGUCUCGCAAAUCAUCAUCUUCUCCCUCUCCCAUCCCAUCCACACCUUCAUCUAUUUAUCCUUUUCCCCUCAAACAAACUGACAUCGAUGCCGCUGGCAAUGCCGCUAAUUUCGUUCACAGCACGGAGCAACCACCUCCCCACCGCCGCCGCCUUACUCGAGUCCGGAAGCUUCGCCACCUCACUGACCAUGAUGUUGGCUUGCACCUCACUGACGAUUCUUCGCUCCUGGCUUCGCCUCCGCCCUCUCUCAAGUCUCGCUCAUCGGGUGGUUCCGAGCACUGGUCCUCCUCCGCUGUGCCUCAACCUCUCCCGCUUCCCGAAUCACCGUUGACUCGCCGGCCGGAGUCAACCGGUCCCAAUCCCGGCCAGUUCCAGCUCGGAUCUCCUUGCGUAGACCGUUCGGGCUUUGCUUUCGGGAGGAAGACGAUGGAUCACGAUACAUUGAUAAAUAUGAAAUCUUGGAGCAAUAUGGAUAGAUCUUGUGAUCCAACCACUGCAAGCACAAAGUUUAAUUUGAGAGUAAACAUCCCAGUUGCAAGUUUCUUGAUAGGUCACAGUUCAUGUAAAGAUCGAGCAAUCUCUCGUGAUACUGACUCUGAAAGUAUUUAUGACUCAAGAUUGCGCGUGGCCACAAAGAGUGCCCCAACAAGUGUUUUUUCCAGUCCUGUUACCAGUCCUCGGAGAUCAAGCAAUGUAGAUUUCACUGAUCAUUUCAUUACUGCUCAAGAAUUUCAUGACAACCCAGUUGGCCAUCCUUCGAAGGUGUCACCACCCUUGACUGUUCAAAGUCCAGAUCAUUCUUCUCUCCGUAGCCCAGGGUGCCGUAGUCCUUUCCUCAAUCUCAAAAUCCUAGAUGGACCUCAGCAUAGAUUUCAUUCCAGGGCGUGGCCAGAAAAUAACCAUGUUGACGCACAUCCUUUGCCUCUUCCUCUUCCUCCUGGAGCUUCACCACCAGCACAAUCAUCUGUGCAGCGUCAAUCAAGUGCCAAGCUUCAUUCAUUUGAAAGUCAAUUUUCAGUGAAAGGUCAAUGGCAGAAAGGAAAACUUAUUGGACGGGGCACUUUUGGAAGUGUUUAUCAUGCGACAAACCUAGAGACCGGUGCUUCAUGUGCAAUGAAGGAGGUGGAUCUCAUUCUAGAUGACCCUAACUCUUCCAACUGUAUAAAGCAACUAGAGCAGGAAAUCAAGAUUCUUCGUCAACUACAGCAUCCAAAUAUUGUGCAGUAUUAUGGCAGUGAAACAGUUGGUGAUCACUUGUGCAUAUACAUGGAGUAUGUUCAUCCAGGGUCUGUUGAUAAAUUUGUGCGGGCAAAUGGUGAAGCGAUGACAGAGUCUGUAGUUCGCAAUUUUACAUGGCAUAUUCUCUCAGGGUUGGCUUACUUGCACAGCACCAAAACUAUCCACAGGGAUAUCAAAGGAGCAAACUUACUUGUUGAUGCAUCAGGCACUGUCAAGCUUGCUGAUUUUGGAAUGGCGAAAGUUCUAACAGGGAAAUCAUAUGACCUUUCUUUAAAGGGCAGUCCAUACUGGAUGGCUCCUGAGGUCAUGAAGGCUGCCAUGAUGAAAGAUGACAAUCCUGACCUUGCCUAUGCUGUUGAUAUCUGGAGCUUAGGUUGCACUAUCAUAGAGAUGCUGACAGGAAGACCUCCAUGGAGUGACUUUGAAGGGCCUCAAGCCAUGUUCAAGGUACUGCACAAUUCGCCAUCAAUACCAGAAACAUUAUCUUCAGCCGGAAAGGAUUUUCUUCAGAGAUGUUUUGAAAGGGAUCCCGCAAAUCGACCAUCAGCAGCAAAGCUUCUUGAGCAUGCCUUUGUACAAAAUUUGCAUGACCAAGAAGCUUUAGUUCGCCCACAAUUAUAUCCCAGAGAAGACCCUGAAGAAAAUUCACGUAGUCCCAAAGACAGUACUGCACGUAACCGUGAUGUAAUUCGAGCCUCCAUGAGCUCACGGAUCAUCAACAAAAUCCAGAAAUUUAUCGGUGAUUCUUCCCAACAAUAUAAUGCUGAGGAUUCUAAAUAUUCUACAUCUCAUCACCCUCCUUACUCUCUGCCAGAAGGUAAAAUUCCUCAGUCGUCCUUGAAACCAGCUGCCCUCAAUUACGUUUCUGCUUCAAAAUCCAGCAACAUAUCCCUCGCUGUAAUGAGAUUCAUCACGCACUUUUGAAGCGGAGAUUCUUCCUUGCUGAUUCCAAGUGUCUUCGGAAGCUUAUUUACCUCACUGGAGGCUGGGAUUUACAACCUGCUCAUUAAUGGUCACAAAUACAUCAACCUCAACGGGCAAUAGAAAGCGAAAACUUCUCGUUGACUGGUACCAAUAAAAGAUAUUUUUGUACAUAGCGAGUCUCCGUUAGUUAUGCUAGCUCUGACUACGAUCUGAUGUGUAAUUAUUGAUUGUUUUUAAGCUAAAUUAUUAUUUUAUUUCUUCUAGUUUCCUGCCAACUUAAGUUUAGUACUUGAACUUUUAGCUUGCGUCGGUUAUUACGUGUAUUUUUAUACUAUAUGUAACUGCAAUCUAUUUAAACUUUGUAUCAACUGCAUUUAACACAAAGGUUAUGAUUCAUUUCGGGUACACUCCGAACAGCACUUAUAAUGUA
This is a messenger RNA of Prosopis cineraria, 2950 nucleotides long. RefSeq names its product mitogen-activated protein kinase kinase kinase 5-like. The transcript has 12 exons. The coding region runs from base 307 to 2520 and encodes 737 amino acids. The record is from RefSeq and is a predicted model, not a curated record. Gene Ontology annotation, molecular function: protein kinase activity; ATP binding. NCBI's taxonomy places the organism in Eukaryota, Viridiplantae, Streptophyta, Magnoliopsida, Fabales, Fabaceae. Gene Ontology annotation, biological process: protein phosphorylation.